AUGGCGAAACCAACCGCCCGGAAACGGUGUCUUCUAUGGGACUACACCAACACGCGUGACCACCCGGACGCAAUCGAUCAGCUCUUCCCGCCCACCUCGACGGUCUCGCCGGACUCCUCCGCGGCAAGCACAACUACCACAGCCGCGUCCCCGUUCAAAUCAGUCCACAAUUGGAAUACCUGGUACCCGCCCGAGCUCAAGGGCCGCCUGCCCUUCCGGCCCAUGAUCCGCACGCGGGCGCAGCUGGACGCGGAGGAAUGGGACUGGAUCCGCGACUCGGACGCCGAGGUCGUGCACUACCUCAAUGAGCCGGAGCGGCAGGGCAUCUCGCCGCGGGACGCCGCGGCGUGGUGGCUGUGCAAGGUCGUGCCGGAGCUGCGGGACAAGAGGGGGAAGAAGCUCGUCGGGCCGGCUUGCGCGAGCGACGAGGCCGGCGAGAGGUGGCUUGCAGAGUUUAUGGAGGUCGUCUGCGGCGACGGCGACGGGGUUACGAAGGGGGGUGGGGACAAGGGGCCGGACUUUCUGGGGGUCCAUUAUUAUAGCGGCGACGUCGAGCAUGCCAAGCGCUACAUCACGGCCAUGUGGGAGCGGUAUCGGCUUCCGCUGAACGUUUCAGAGAUUGCAUCCAUCAGCCGCGACGAGAAGGAGGUUGAGCGAUUCACGGUCGAGUUGAGCGACUGGAUGGACGAGAAGGAGUGGAUCGAUGAGUACGGGUGGUUUGGGUGUAUGGCGCAUUGCGCUGAUGACUUUGUUAGUCCCGCUGCGCAGCUGAUGGACGAGAAGGGAGGGUUCAACCCGCUCAUGAGGCGGUUGAUGAGGCAGAAGUCCCCGGAUUGUGGUUGA
Molecule: messenger RNA, 843 nt
Organism: Colletotrichum spaethianum
Lineage: Eukaryota; Fungi; Ascomycota; Sordariomycetes; Glomerellales; Glomerellaceae
Exons: 1
Coding region: 1-843 (280 amino acids)
Biological process (GO): fungal-type cell wall polysaccharide metabolic process
Cellular component (GO): fungal-type cell wall
Source: RefSeq, a predicted model, not a curated record